Molecule: messenger RNA, 1535 nt
Organism: Mercenaria mercenaria
Lineage: Eukaryota; Metazoa; Mollusca; Bivalvia; Venerida; Veneridae
Product: DNA-directed RNA polymerase I subunit RPA49-like
Exons: 12
Coding region: 71-1279 (402 amino acids)
Biological process (GO): RNA polymerase I preinitiation complex assembly; nucleolar large rRNA transcription by RNA polymerase I; transcription elongation by RNA polymerase I
Cellular component (GO): RNA polymerase I complex
Molecular function (GO): DNA binding
Source: RefSeq, a predicted model, not a curated record
UCACGGAUAUAAGAUAAAACAGCGCCGUCCGGCAGAAAAGAGUCCGUUUGUAACUCAUAUUUUCAAGAGAAUGGCAGCAGUAUUAGAUACAGAAAGAUUAAAAUCUCGAAAAAUACCAUUAUGUAAAUUUAUGAAUGGAAAGGUUAAAGAAGACAAUGGGCACAAACUAAGUUGUAGAGUGCUUCAUCGCUCAAGUAACACAGACCUCAAAACUAAAGAUCAAAUGAUAAUGGUCUCUGAAUCACCAGAUAUGGCUUAUGUGGGGAAAAACUUUGGAAGAAAUCGAUGCCAUUCAAAUCAUACAAUGAAAUCAUAUGUUGGAGUGUAUGAUGAGAGCACAGGGAAGAUGAGAAUCUGUGAUGCUGAGUUGUUUCAUAUGAUGCCAUAUAUUCCAGGUAGAGAUGAUGAAGAUUUCACACUUCCUAAAGAACAGAACUAUGUAGAAAAGUUGGGAAUGUUAACAGAAGCAUUUGGAAGUAAAUGGAAAAAAUCGGCUUUGGAGAAAUCACAGAGAAACAGAGUAGAUGCAGCAACAAUGAAGGACCAUUUAGCUGCUGAUAUAGACCAUGGAAAGGAACAGGUUAAAAUUCAUCAGCAGCAGAAACAAGAGAAGCCCUCAGACACUGGUCUUGAUGUACUCCCACCAUGCAAUAAAACUGCAGAAAAUGUUGAAGAUGUCUACAAUCUGUCAGACAUACUAUCAGAUAUAGACAUGGGUUCUCUACAGUCUGCUGCUGCUGUGUUCUUUGACAGUACAUCAGAACAGUUAAACGAAUGGCGAGAAAAUCAAACAUAUCCAGGAUACAUCCUCAGCCAUGUUUCUGGAAUGCCUCUAGAUCCUGAACUUCGCUGGAAGAGAUCAAAGUGUCUUAUAUAUCUUCAUUACAUGAUACAUAUGUAUAAACUAACACCAAAACAACUCAAAGAAAAGGAUCCAUUCGUAAAGGACUGCCCUGGACUUAUAAAAAAGAAACUUAGGGAGAAUUUCACCAAGGAAGCAGUUAAAACCAGAUAUAUGCCAAGUCGUUUGAAGGACAGAUUGGCAGCAUACAUACUGACACUAUGUCUACUUAUAGACGAAUUUAAUUUAGAACUCGGUGAUAUCAUGAAAGAUAUGAAACUGGAAAGAAACAGACUGUUCGUGAUGAUGAAGUCACUGGGAUGUAAAAUUAACAAGAAAGUGAGGAAUGAGGAGGACAUUUAUAUAGCAAGGUUAAAACUGCCUCUAGAUUUCCCACAGAAACUAUUGUUUAAACAAAGUAGCUCAAAGAAAAGAUGAUCUGCAUUACGGUAUAUAGUCAUAACCUGACAAUGUGGCAGUGUGAAUAGUUGAAUGGUGGCAGAUUGUGUACAUACAUUAAAAUCAAAUUGUUAAUGGUAUGAGGGAACUGAUCUACAAGUGAAUAAUCAUAUCAUGAAAAUAAGAAAGAAGUAACAGAUAGCUUGCCAUAGUAAGAUUUCUUCUGAAGCUGAAAUGAUGGGUUUUUGUUACAGAAAAGUUUAACAUGAAAUAAAAUUGUGUUAAGGAAAAAAUA